This is a messenger RNA of Phyllopteryx taeniolatus (common seadragon), 3131 nucleotides long. It is a transcript of the gene emx3, whose product is annotated as empty spiracles homeobox 3. The record is from RefSeq and is a predicted model, not a curated record. Gene Ontology annotation, molecular function: DNA binding; DNA-binding transcription factor activity, RNA polymerase II-specific. Gene Ontology annotation, biological process: neuron differentiation; regulation of DNA-templated transcription; central nervous system development. Bases 1393 to 2064 code for a protein of 223 amino acids. The transcript is spliced from 3 exons. Lineage: Eukaryota; Metazoa; Chordata; Actinopteri; Syngnathiformes; Syngnathidae.
UUUUUUUUUCAAAAUAUAAUCAUAUUUUCAGCGAAUUACAUUUUCUACUUAUUUCCCAGAGAUUCAUUUAGUUUAAAGUGAGAAAGUUUUUAAAUGUAUGUAAUAUUUUUGGGGGGCGAGUAUACCCUCCCAAAAACGUUCUAAUAUAGCAGAAAAGUCUUCAUUAUUAUUUUGUGGGCCACUGGGGGGCAGCAGAGGAUCGUCGUCACGGGGUUCGGGUGGCCGCGGCCCAUUGGUUAAGAUCGUCGCCUGCCUCCGUGGGGGGACGUAGUUGAAGACCCCGAGCGGACCACCCGCCGACAUCCCCCGGACUCACGGCUACGGUGUCCUUGAGCAAGGCACCGACACCGCGUGUGCGUGUUGACUGCGAUGGGGAAAAUGUAAAGAACCAAUUUCGCGUGCGUGCGUGUUCAUGACUCUUAACAGAUGAUGAUGAUGAUGAAUCUUCUUUUCCACGCCCACCUGAACCCGCGUUUGGCUCAAAUGGAUGCCCCUCCCCUUUUGAACAGCAAGUACACUCGAAGAAGAAAAGAAGGAAAAGGCCACUUCCGGUUGUAGUUGUCACUAACGAGGGGGCGUGGCCGGGUCUUGGCGCUUCUUCGCCUGGGGCGCAAAUGGCGGAGCGUCGACACGGGAGGGGGGGGGGGGGGGGGGGCUUUGUGUGAAAAAGAAAAGCCGAAGUGCCGAGUCAAAUAAAAGUCCGAGUAUCUUUUUGUGUCGUUUCUAUCCGAAAGAUAAGAAUAUAAGAAUGCAUAAGAAGAAGUGCUCGCUCGUGAUCACAUGACGAGGUUGCACUUUGGAAAGCGAUGACGUCUCAUUUCUCGGAGCGUUUUCGUUCCAAAUUCCAAUGACGGCAUAAAUAUAUUUCAUCUUCAAAUAGGUUUUUUGGGUUUUUUUUUUUUCAGUACUUUGAUGCAGUUGGAUUGUUUCGACGUCGGAAUAGUUGACAGUACUUGAAAGAUUGAAGAAUGCAAAGUGACUUGUUGAUUGGAAUAUUUGAUUGCGCGCCCUUCUAUUGUGAUUGUUGGAUUUUCGUGCACGUGACGAAAGCUCGACUUUGGUUGUGUUGAGGUUUUUUUUCUUCCUCCUCCUCCGUCGUCUUCGUCAUCCUGGCGUGUUUUGCGCAUGCGCGGCGCACCUCCGCCGAAUCUUGUCCAGGUGCGUCUCGCACGCACGCACGCACGCACGCACACGCACGCACGCUGUCUUUUUUGUUUUUUAUUUGUUUGUUUGUUCGUUAUUUUUUCUCUUUCUUUUUGAGUCGGCCAGCCGAAGUCGCUCGUGACUUUUUGCGAGGAUCCGAAGCGGCAACUCGGGAUGGUUUCGGCGUGAGCUUCGGCUUCGGCUUCGGCUUCGGGGGUCCUUCGGUCCCGCCGGGCGGCCGGUAUCGCCAUGUUGCAGCAGAAGCUCCUCGCGGGGGGCGUCAAGAAGUCUUUCUCCAUCGAGGCUCUGGUCGGGAAGCAGCAGCAGCAGCAGCAGCAGCAGCGGCCCGUCCGGAGCCGGAGCCGGAGCCGGAGCGCCUUCGACGAGCCCAUCCGGCCCACCGCGCUGCGCUUCCCGCCGCCCGCCGCAGCGACCCCGCUGACGCGGGACCCCGGCCUGCACUUGUUCGGCCGCCCCCAUCCCGGACUGAGCCUGCUGUACCCCCCCGCCUGGAUCCUGCACGACCACCGGCGAUACGUGCACGCGCACGCGCACGCAGGUGACGACGGCGGCGCGGAGAAUCUUCUGCCGCACGGCGCUUUCUCCCGCAAACCCAAACGGAUCCGCACGGCAUUUUCUCCGUCGCAGCUUCUGCGUCUGGAGCGAGCGUUCGACAAAAACCACUACGUCGUGGGAGCGGAGAGGAAACAGCUGGCGUCGGCGCUCUGCCUCACCGAGACGCAGGUGAAGGUGUGGUUCCAGAACCGCAGAACCAAACACAAACGGCAGAAGUUGGAGGAGGAAUCCCCCGAGGCGCAACACAAGCGCUCCAAAGCCAGCCAGCACGUGAGCAGAUGGCGAGCCGCCACGCAGCAGAACGCCGCCGCCGCCGAACACGUCGACGUCACCGGCGACGACUGAGCCCGCGCGGCGGACGCUAACCGAUGGAAACGCCCGCCCUACGUGGACGCCGUUCGUCUUUGUUUGUCGACUUGGACCUAAAUGAAGGAGACGGAACUUUCUUUCUUGACUUUCAAAUGUGCCAAAAAAAACAAAAACAAAAACAAAACAGGCGGCACGGUGGCCGACUGGUUAGAGCGUCAGCCUCACAGUUCUGAGGACCCGGGUUCAAUCCCUGGCCCCGCCUGUGUGGAGUUUGCAUGUUCUCCCCGUGCCUGCGUGGGUUUUCUCCGGGUACUCCGGUUUCCUCCCACAUCCCAAAAACAUGCAUUCAUUGGAGACUCUAAAUUGCCCGUAGGCAUGACUGUGAGUGCGAAUGGUUGUUUGUUCGUAUGUGCCCUGCGAUUGGCUGGCAACCAGUUCAGGGUGUACCCCGCCUCCUGCCCGAUGACAGCUGGGAUAGGCUCCAGCACGCCCGCGACCCUAGUGAGGAGAAGCGGCUCAGAAAAUGGAUGGAUGGAAAACAAAACACACUCUUGAACACGCGCUAACGUUAGCUUCUUAGCAUCACACACAACACUCACAAUUAGCACAAACACACACAGUCACACUCCGGCUCUUACACACACACAUGCACGCACACACACACACUCUGUGGCACUUCCAUCAAUAUUGAAGCAAAAGCGUUCAAAAAAACCAAAACAAAAACAAGGCUUGAUUGUGAUGAUGACGAUGAAGAACAACAACAAAUUCAUGUCCGAAAAAUCGACCAAUCGGGAAGUUGUGCUGAUGUUUGUUUGUUUGUUUGUUUUUGUCUCGUAAUGUGGCAGCACGUCGGACGAGUGGUUAGCACGUGCGCCUCCCACUCGCGAGGCCGACGGUUGCCCACGAACGAUAUCGAAAACGGGCGACGUUUGAGAGCGUCGCAAUCGUUCUCGUCUUCUUCUUCUUCCACGUCGACCUCAUCCUCCUCUCACGUAGCUCUUCAUCUUCCUCUCUUCUUCCUCCUCAAGUGAUGAUGUUGUCAUGCACUAAUAUGAUUAAUAACCACAAUAAUAAUGAUUACAAUAAAAAUUCUUUGAAGCGGU